Molecule: messenger RNA, 1752 nt
Organism: Aspergillus mulundensis
Lineage: Eukaryota; Fungi; Ascomycota; Eurotiomycetes; Eurotiales; Aspergillaceae
Product: MDR family MFS transporter
Exons: 6
Coding region: 1-1752 (583 amino acids)
Biological process (GO): transmembrane transport
Molecular function (GO): transmembrane transporter activity
Source: RefSeq, a predicted model, not a curated record
AUGGGCAAGCUCAACCAACCGCAGCCCAGUCCACUCAAUUCCGACUCAACUCCGCUGGGCCAUGAUCUGCGCACAGAUGAGAACAAGAAUGAACACGAACCAGAGUGGGUGCAUGGAAUAUCACUGGUCAUGGUAAUCUCAGGCAUUACCCUGGUAGUGUUCCUAAUGCUGUUGGAUAUGUCAAUUGUGUCGACGGCAAUCCCUGAAAUCACCGCUCAAUUCAGCUCGCUCGACGAUGUUGCGUGGUAUGGAAGUGCGUAUACAAUCUCUAGUGCUGCACUCCAGCCCCUAACCGGAAAGUUCUACACCUACUUCUCAUCAAAGUGGACUUUCCUCUCUUUUUUCGGUGUAUUUGAAAUAGGCUCUCUCAUCUGCGGAGUCGCAGGCUCAUCCAGUAUGCUUAUUGUCGGCCGCGCGGUAGCUGGGAUGGGCUCGUCGGGCAUGCUGAAUGGGGCGCUGAAUAUCCUGGCCGGUGCAGUGCCGAUCGAGAAGCGGCCAGCAAUGAUUGGGAUUAUAAUGGGAGUCGGUCAGUUAGGGCUGGUAGGGGGACCACUUAUUGGCGGUGCCUUUACGACCUACUCGAGUUGGCGAUGGUGUAAGGAUCCCAGCCCAGCUGAAGGAAUUCUUUCCUUUGCCGAACCCAUUACUAAUGCGUUACACUCAGGCUUCUACAUGAACCUCCCCAUUGGUGCAUUAGUGGGCGCCCUACUCCUUUUCACGCGCAUCCCGGACCAAAGACCCAAACAGCCCCCGCGAGAAGUAUUUCGUACAGGCAUUCUGCUGCGAAAACUCGACUUGUUUGGGUUUGUGCUGUUUUCUCCGGCCUCAAUAAUGCUCCUUUUGGCCCUCCAAUACGGCGGUAAUGGCAGUUACCCGUGGGACAGUGCAACUGUCAUUGGACUAUUCUGCGGAUCCGCUGCAACCUUUGUCCUCUUCGCUCUCUGGGAACGGCAUAUGGGCGUUGAUGCGAUGGUCCCCGGCCAUCUAAUAGGCGACCGCAUCAUCUUGUGUGCCAGUCUGCUCUCGAUGAUGAUCUUCGGUUUCACGAUGACCCUUUCCUACUACCUUCCCAUCUACUUCCAGUCCGUGAGGGAUGAUUCAGCCCUCAUCAGCGGCGUCAACCUGCUGCCCAAUAUACUGUGCCAACUGGUUAUGGCUGUGGUAUCGGGGUUAUUAACCUCGAAGCUGGGCUACUAUGCUCCAUGGGCUGUCUUAGGAGCCAUGCUAAACGCCGUGGGUAAUGGCCUCCUCUCGACUCUAUCUCCCAGCACGUCAGUGCCCGCCUGGGCCGGCUACCAAGCACUAGUAGGCCUCGGCCGGGGCGCCAUCUCGCAAGUGCCCAUGAUCGCCAUCCAAAACGCCCCAGCCGCCAAAGCCGACGACAUCUCCACGGCAAUGGCAAUAAUGACCUGCGCCCAGACAUUCGGCGGCGCAAUCUUCCUGGCCGUUGGGGAGGUGAUUUUUGCACAGGCUCUGAGGGCAAAGAUCCCCGGGUAUGCGCCCUCUGUGGACGUCGAGGCCGUCAUUGAGGCUGGGGCCACGGGGUUCCGGGAUGUGGUGACGGCGCAGGAGCUGCGCGGUGUUUUGAUGGCUUAUGCGGGGAGUAUAGACCGGGUGUUUUAUUUGAAUGUGGCGCUGUCGUGUGUGCAGUUUGUGCUUUCUUGGGGGGUUGGAUGGCGGAGUGUGAAGAGGAAGGGCGACGAGGGGGGAGCGGGGGAGGUUGAGAAGCAAAAGCAGAAUGAAGAGGUAUAG